This is a messenger RNA of Dalotia coriaria, 2837 nucleotides long. RefSeq names its product TBP-associated factor 3 (gene Taf3). The record is from RefSeq and is a predicted model, not a curated record. NCBI's taxonomy places the organism in Eukaryota, Metazoa, Arthropoda, Insecta, Coleoptera, Staphylinidae. Gene Ontology annotation, biological process: positive regulation of transcription by RNA polymerase II. Gene Ontology annotation, molecular function: protein heterodimerization activity; p53 binding; transcription factor binding. Gene Ontology annotation, cellular component: transcription factor TFIID complex.
ACUACACACAUCAGUCUCUAUUUGCACGUUCACUAAAAAUGGCGGGCGUUAAACCACUGUUGGCGCGUCCCUCGUAGUUUAUUCCCGCAUAAAUCAUGCUUUUACUAAUAACUAUUUACUAUUAACAAUGAUGAAAUAAUCGAGUAUCACUAGUGUGGUAAAUAAAGUGUAAUAAGUGCUGGUGCAUGUAAAAACAGCGAAAUGGCUGAAGUGUACUCCAGAAAUAUGAUGAAAGUGGCGGUGGCGAAAAUGCUCCAAACGAUCGGCUGGAAUUCCAUAAAUUCAACCCCGCUGGAGAUCCUCACCGAUAUCAUGGUUCAAUAUGUGAUGCAGAUUGCUCGGUCAACGCAUGACUAUGCAAAUGAAUUUGGAUGCGUUAAUCCAUCUUUGGAUCAUCUUGGGUUGGCGUUUCGAGAUUUUCACGUGAGCUUAGCUGACUUGGAAGAGUAUGUCACCUAUGUUAACUUUGCUCCUCCACCGACACCUGUGCCAAAAUAUCCAGUUGCAAAGGAGAAUAAUUUGAACUUUUUGAAACCUGGCAGUAAAGAAGUGAUAACAAGGCAAGUUCAUAUACAUGAACAUUUACCGCCUAUGAUAGAAGCUCCUGAAGUCACAGAACCUGAAGUUCAAACUCCUGUAAAAAAUGAAGAAGUAGAAGAAGUUGUCACUGAUGAAUCCACAACAACUGUAUUCAAGAGACCUGCUGAUGUUUCACCAGGUGAAACAUUUAAAAAACCAAGACUGAUUGAAGAAGAGGGAAGACCCACAAGAGAAAUGAGUAGUGUCAUGAUGACGACUUCCGGUUAUAUCUCGCCGGCACGAGAAGGCAAACUCCCGGAAGCGCGCACACCUACCCCGGCGCCAGAACCACCAUCAUUAAGAACAGCAACUCCACCUCCGACAACAUCCAAAGCUCCAACAGUUAUUGACACAUUGGAUGCUCCGAAUUAUCCACCUUCAAGCGCGUUUGAUGCUCCACCUGUUAUUCCACCUCCAAAAAUCAAAGCGAAUAAAAAAGCAGAGAAACCCGAAAAGAAAAAAUCAAGUAAAGAACUAUUUAAAAACGGUGUACCACCAUCCCCGCUUGAUGAAGUCCCGAUUGUUAAAAAAGCUGAAAAGGUUAAGAAACCACCACGGGAACCGAAAGUUAAGAAACCCGGCACGCCUAAAAAGCAUCAGGUUGAUAAACUUAACACACCUCCAAAGGUCAAUAAAGCGCUGGCCGCUGCACGCAUGAAGACUGAAAAGCUCAAUACAACAAUCACACCGAUUUCAAAGGUGGAUAAAUUAUCUAAUGAACCAGAUAAGAAAAAAGCGAAUAUUUUCAAGAAGAUAUCGAAUGUUAAGGCGGAGAAAGAAGUUAAACCUCCAAAGUCUGAAAUUCGCACGCCUGGACAUUCUCCGGAUUUGAUCAUUGAUGAACCCAUUGAAACAAAGUUGAAUAUUCCUAGUGAUGUGACAAUAGAGCUUGUAAAUGCAGCGCCUGUGGUAGAUAAGGUUGAUAAGUUGUAUUUCGAUGAUGAUUCACCGCCUGGGACACCAUCAACACCAAAAACACCGGAGAUGAUGGUUCAUGCAACUCCACCUGCUGUUGUUAAAGAAAAACGUAAGCGAAAAGAUAAAACUAAGGUUAAAAAAGUGGUCAAGGCAGUGAGUCCACCGGAAAUGGAACUGGAACGGCCGAAAACACCAGAAGCGCAUAUACCUUCAAUGGUACCACCAAAUUUCCCGCAAUUCCCCAGUUUUCCGGCUUUCCCAGGCGUUGGUUUGUCUUGUCCCCCACAAUUAAUUAACCCUUUGAUACCCAUGAAUCCUAUGAACCCAUUCUUCGGUUUAAAUCCACCCGGCAUGCCGCCGUUUAUGAAUAGACCGCCUGGUUUCCCACUAAUGCCACCACUACCUCCAAAACAACCAAGUCCCGAGAUAAAAGCGAAAGUUGUCGCGGAUAGUACGUCUCAAGAAGCAUCGAGUCCUGCUAGUUCUCCACGGUUAGAAAUCACUAAGAAGAAAAAAGAUAAAAAGGAUAAAAUCAAAAAGAAGAAUAAGAAAGAUAAGUUGAAGAACAAAGGCGAGAAGAAAAAGCUUAAAGAGGAGAAGAAGGAUAAAAUCAAAAAGGAGAAAAAAAAGCGUAAAGAGAAAGAACGUGAGAAUGUCAACUUAAAGUUAACAUUGAAGAUCGGCGGAGAGAUGUCACCACGACCUGAUACACCCGAUAGAAAACUCAAUAUAAAACCUAUUAUUAAACGAGAGGAUGACAGUCCGAUCGUUGAAGUAAAACGAGAAAUCCCGGAAUUGGCGAAGAUAUCAGCUCUGGUUACCGGCCAACCCAAGCCCAAGUUAUCACCGAUUGUGCAACCAAAUAAUAUAACGCCCGAAUCAUUUCAUCUUCACGUGAAGAAGUCAAUGUUUAAACCAAACCCUAGCAAAUUUCGACCUAAAGACCCUACUAAGCCGGAGUCGACGGUUGAUACGUCGAGAUAUAUCGAUUCCGACGGUAACGAGGUGUGGAUUUGUCCAGCAUGUGGCCGGCAGGAUGACGGCAGCCCAAUGAUCGGAUGCGAUGAUUGCGAUGCAUGGUAUCAUUGGGUGUGCGUGGGAAUUCAAGUUCCACCCGACGAAACAGAAAACUGGUAUUGCCGGCAGUGCAUUGCCAAAAAACAAGAAGUUUUACACACAGACAGAAAGCAAAAGAAACGCAAAAAGAAAGAAAAGAAAGAGCACUAGUCAUUUUACAUCAUUAUACUAGCAAAACAUAUUAUUGACAUAUAUUAUCUAAAUGAUGUUCGCAAUGAUUAACUGUUUACGAAUUUUGUUGAUUAAUACUUUUUAGAAAUUCA